UGAGUGUGCAGCUCAUAAGUGACUCCCAGGAGGUCAGGUAUUGCCCCUCAGGCGAACUUCACAGAGCAGUAGAUGCUUCUUCUAAAGGAAAGUGAGGUAGAGGGUGAGAUGGAGAGAAGAGCAGAAGCUUCACUGAAACCAGUACACCCUCCAAGAACCAGCAGGACCAAGAAGGAUACCACACCGAUAGCCAAAGAGAGAGCACACAAGGCCAGCAGGUCAGUGAAGCUCCAAGAGCCUCCCAGGAGGAAAGAGAAGACGAAAAGACAGGGAGAGGAGGAAGAAGAAGAGAGAAAUGAUGGUGCCGUUGUGUCCAGCAGCACCGUGGUUAAUGUGGACAGUGUGAGAGAGAGGACUAAAGAAGAGAGAGAGGAGUUACUGGGUCUGUUGGAGAGUGAAUGGCAUGAGGAAGCCCUGAAACCACGAAAUCUUGGAGUCUGUGAGUUACUUCUCACUGUUGCAGUUCUUGCAACAGUCAUCUUGUUCUUUCCUUUAUCAAUAUGGUUCUGUGUAAAGAUUGUAAGAGAGCAUGAGCGUGCAGUGGUCUUCAGGUUGGGGCAUCUGCUGCAGAGGAAACCUAGAGGGCCAGGGCUGCUUUUUUACCUCCCAUUUUUGGAUGUUUGUCAAAAAGUGGACAUUCGUCUGAAAAUGUUAAAGGUUCCCUCUCAUGCGGUGGUGACUCAGGACCUGGUUUGUACGGAGGUGAGCGCAGUGUGUUAUUAUCGCAUUGAGAACUUGACAGUGUGCUGCUCCACCUUGGAUGGAGUCCCAGCCGUGCUCCAGGCUCUGGUGCAGGUGUCAGUCAGGGAGGUGCUGGCUCAUCACACCUUCACCCACAUACUGCAGAACAGGAGCACAGUGGCCCAGGAAAUCCAGGUUGCGCUGGAUUCCAUUGCCUGCAGGUGGGGAAUUAAAGUGGAGAGAGCUGAGAUAGAGGAUGUGUUUCUCCCACCUGAGCUUCAGCAGAACUUUGCAGUCGAGGCUGAAGCCAAGAGACGGGCUCAGAUCAAAGUGAUUGCUGCAGAGGGUGAGAGGGCAGCAUGUGAAGCUCUAAAGGCCUCCAUCGACUCUCUCUCUGACUCUCCUCUGGCUGUCCAACUGCGGCUGCUCCAGCUCCUGCACACUCUGCGCUCCGACCAGCCUGCUGUGGUGCUCAACCUGCCAUCUGACCUCCUCAGCCAAAACAUUCAGCUUCCAGAUCCAGCCAACCUCACCAAUCCAAACCUUCCUACUGGUGGCGCCUCCAAGGAAGUAGAUAAAGAUUCCCCUAUGAUGUAGUGAUUUAACAAUGCAUUAGAAACACUAGUUUGGACAGCAAUGGAAAACAAUGUGUGAACAAUGAUGCAUUAUGGUGUGUUUGUAUCAUAACUAAUAGUAACCAUACAAUCUGAUUGGAUAAAAAUGUGUUCUGUGUUUUUAUAUUUGAUUUUUCUCAACAUAUCAGAAUCAUUCUUUUGACCAGCAGUUAAUAAGUAACAAUGAUAGAUAGUUUAUAGAUAGGGUGUCUAAUAUAAAAAUAUAGGUAGCACCUUAUAAGUAGGGCACAUUAGCAUAUUUUACUGACAAUAAGGUACACCGGAUUAUAAGGCGCAUUAUCAAUAAUUGUCUAUUUACCUAAAAAAAAUAUAUAUAUAUUUUAAAGUCAACCGAGUGCUGAAUGUUAAAUCUACACAGACACACUCUUCACUCUACACUCUUCUGCAAACCAUUUAUUUGGGUGAGAAAAGAGCUUACGUUUAAUUAACUACAGUAAGCUUAGAUUUCCAAUAUUUAGCAGCAGCACUUACUGCUAGUAAAUGCCGCCCGACAGCGCUACACUGACAAACCCUGAGUGUUCCAGUAAGCCAGUGUGCUUAUAACUACUGUUAAGUACUGCAUUUGUAUUGUGUAUCAUGAAAAUGUUUUUUUUUUUAAAUAUUUUGAUAGAAUAUUUUUACCAUACUGCCCAUGCCAGGUUGGAGGUGGUGCGUUAGGGCAGGAAAUAUUGGAAAUAUUGCAAUUAUGCAGCUCAAAGGGCUUCUCCAGGACCAUGGAUUGCAAUCACUGGUCUAGAUGAUCAUGCUAGUUGAAUAGAUGUUUUAAAAAUCACCAACUAUACAUCACUUCCAUAGCAAAUCAAUCAUAAUCAUUAUAAUUUUCUUAAACAGUGCUGUUUAGUGCUAAUUGAUAAACGCAACAUCAUACUUUAAAUGAUAGCUAAACUGACUCUAAAUUAAACAUGGCUUCUUAUUCUACAUUUUUAAAGAGGACAAUAAAUACUUUUACAAAUAAUGCAGACACACAAGAUCUAAAUUUACAUCACGUCUCUAAAUGUGGAUUUUUUUCCCAACAUGGAACAAAAGCAGCAUGAACUUUUAUUGUUAUAUUCUGUUAAAUAAUCUGUCUUUUGCCGUCAAAAUAUAUACUUUACUUACUCUCAGUGUGGAUUGCUGCUGUAAAUUUUCCAACUCCCCACUGCAAUGAGUGUCCUGGUUGACUAGUCAACUAGUAUUUAAUUGCUUAAGUUCAUGACCCUUACUGUUCAUUUAUGUUUAUUUAUGCAUAGUAAUUAUUGCAAGAAAAAAAGUUUCCUCAUUCUGUAUUGAUUUGAUGGUGAGUUUUAUUGUG
Astyanax mexicanus (Mexican tetra) is the source of this 2607-nucleotide messenger RNA. RefSeq names its product NPHS2 stomatin family member, podocin (gene nphs2). Bases 73 to 1278 code for a protein of 401 amino acids. The record is from RefSeq and is a predicted model, not a curated record. NCBI's taxonomy places the organism in Eukaryota, Metazoa, Chordata, Actinopteri, Characiformes, Acestrorhamphidae. The transcript has 8 exons. Gene Ontology annotation, cellular component: plasma membrane.